AUGACAUCCUCAGGCAGUGGUUGGAAGAAGACUAGGAACCGGAUUAGCAUCUCCCAGUGGGUUCCAGUAUGCAGCGGAUUAGUACCUGUGUGUCCCACACAGGGACAGUGUGGCAGGGCUCUGUCUGGCGUUUCCCAGUGGCCUCAGACGAGCCAGUCCCUAGCGUGUGGUGGAUCAGAACAGAUUCCUGGAACAGACAUGCAGCUGAGUAGGAAGUUUCACACCACAAAUAAGCUUUGUACUACCAAGGAUUCUCCACAGUCUGUUGAGGAGAAGGUUGGUGCCUUCACGAAGAUAAUAGAAGCCAUGGGAUUCACAGGACCUUUGAAAUACAGUAAAUGGAAGAUUAAGAUUGCAGCCCUGCGCAUGUAUACUAGCUGUGUGAAGAAAACUGACUUCGAGGAAUUCUUUCUAAGGUGUGAGAUGCCUGAUACAUUCAAUUCAUGGUUUCUUAUAACUCUUCUUCACGUCUGGAUGUGUCUAGUCCGAAUGAAGCAGGAAGGCCGGAGUGGGAAAUACAUGUGUCGCGUCAUAGUUCAUUUUAUGUGGGAGGAUGUUGAACAGCGUGGCAGAGUCAUGGGGGUUAAUCCCUAUAUCCUGAAGAAGAACAUGAUGGCUAUGACAAAUAAUUUCUAUGCAGCAAUCUUGGGAUAUGAUGAGGGCAUCCUUUCAGAUGAUCACGGGCUGGCUGCCGCCCUCUGGAGAACCUUCUUCAACCAGAAAUGUGAAGACCCUCGACAACUUGAAUUAUUGGUGGAAUAUGUGAGGAAACAGAUUCAGUACCUGGACUCCAUGAAUGGUGAGGAUCUGCUUCUGACAGGGGAGGUGAGCUGGCGCCCUCUGGUGGAGAAGAAUCCUCAGAGCAUCCUGAAGCCCCAUUCCCCAGUUUAUAACGACGAGGGUCUUUGAUGGGCUUGACCCUCUGAAGAGCUGGCCAGCUGACUUUGAAGAACCACCAGGAGAGAGGUGCCUGUUUGGCUCAGGACCCUGAAAAAAGUGGCCUGAACUGACCUACGAACCGCGUCUGUCAAACACCUGGCCCCAUUUGUGUUGCUUCUCCUCUUCGUGUGUGCCCAGGCAUCCGAUCUGGUUGGGUACAGUGCUGGGAGAAGCUCUUCUGGGGUGUCCUCUUCCUCAAGAGAAGCCCUGAGCAAGAGCCCCCAGCACAUAUUCCCCAAGUCAAGUGCCCUCUCACAACCUUGUGACUGACAGCUUUUCCCAAAGGCCGUGGAAGGGAUGGAGGCAGGUUAGAAAGGGGACACCCCCACCAAGGGCCCACGGUGGCCUAUGAGUUGUUCUUAAUGCUGCUGAGUCAAGACACAUUAACCAUGCUCUGUCCCCUGGCUUUGAGCCUUGGGAUUGAGUUGGCCAUUAAAGGAAACAGAGAUUUUACUCUGCCAUGACUCUUUAUUCCAGGGUCUUUUAGAAAUUUAGCUGAGGUAGCAGAUGCUGUAAGCUGAGGCGUAUUCCCCAGCUCAGAGAUGGGGAUGGGGAGAGGGUCAGGAGAGUCUCUGCUGCUGCUUCUGCCUCCAGUUCAUGGAGGUGUCACCAUUCUGACCAAGCCACAGCCUGCCAUUCUGUCCUCUGGGGCCCCAGAGGCCUCUGAUGGCCAAGGGCUUGUCAUAUCCCAAGUCAUUUGGAUAGAGGCCUCAAGAACAAAGGACCCUUUGUCACCCUCCAGUGAACCGGUGAGGAACAUGCUGUUUUUCGUCUCUUGCUUCCUCUCUUAUACUAGGUUCUGGGGGAAAGAGGAGAACAGUCUUCCUGGCUUAGUUGUGCCAUCCCAGGACCCAGCCCUGUGCCCAGCUUUCUACGCUCUUCCUGACUUCUGGAGCGUGUGCUGCAGAGCCACUGCGGUCUGAGCACUUGAGGACCUGUCCCCUCCUCCCGCUGAGUAUAGGUCAUCUCUUGGGGGAUUUUCUUUAACUUGAAGAAAGGGGGCGGGGAACCAUAUUGCCCCUCCCUCCCCCCAUCAAACUUCCUUCAUUUAACUUGCUAUAAAAUGAGUCAUAUAAAGAAACUCUAUAUGGGUGAGGUAUAUCCCACUUCUGUGAAAACAUUACAAAUCAAACCGCCUUCUCUAAGUUUAUUUAAGAUGCUUUUGUUGCGAGUGGAGCUCUAGAGUGAAGCCUCCUCUGUGUGUGUGAGAUAAUAACACCUUGUAACUCAUUACAGCUGGGCACUAUUUACAUAAACCAGAGCUGAGCCAGGCAGGAAUUUGCUGAUUAAUUUAUUUUUAAUGGAGUGAAGUAUACCAUGCACCAAAAUAAACUUUACUGUGUGUACCUAACUGCUCCUGGAA
Messenger RNA from Hipposideros armiger (great roundleaf bat), 2302 nucleotides. It is a transcript of the gene UQCC1, whose product is annotated as ubiquinol-cytochrome c reductase complex assembly factor 1. Bases 1 to 909 code for a protein of 302 amino acids. The transcript is spliced from 11 exons. Gene Ontology annotation, biological process: mitochondrial respiratory chain complex III assembly. The record is from RefSeq and is a predicted model, not a curated record. NCBI's taxonomy places the organism in Eukaryota, Metazoa, Chordata, Mammalia, Chiroptera, Hipposideridae. Gene Ontology annotation, cellular component: mitochondrion.